UCCCCAGGAUGUUUAUAGUGGCUUCCCUUGGGUACACAUUGAUGCAUUCAGUUUUUCGUCAGAGAUGCGGAAAUUAUAAUUUAAAAUGUCAGUUUUGCAACGUUUUUUCAAUACUGUUCCAAAAGAAAAACAAGCUGAAGGUCAUACACAAGUGCGAGGGCUAGACUUUGGCCAAGCAUACAAUCCUUACAAUGAGGUGCUACUGCUACAACACCACUCAGACAUAAUCAGGCUUCUGUUGAAGAUUGAUAACAAAAGGUUUGUUUCAGCUGGCGAUGACAAUAAAGCUGUCAUCUGGGAUAUUCAGUUUGGCAGGAAGCUGGCAACUCUUGUUGGGCAUUCUCACCCUAUUACCAGCCUCCUUUUACUACAGCCCAGAAUAGAUUCAGUUGAUGACUACUACCUCUUGACAGGGUCUUCUGAUAAGCAGAUUAAGGUAUGGGAUGUAUCAACAGGUCAGUGUCGAAGGACUUUGACUCAGCAUGCAAGUUCUGUCAGGUGCUUAGUAUCCUUAAUGGACAGAGAACUGUUCUGUUCUGGUGGGGAACAUAUAUCUGUGUGGAAUCAGAAUGGCACCCUACUUAAUACCUAUCAAAGAAAACCAGAGGAGGAAGAUAUAUACCUUAUGAUAGCCAUCUCCAACUACCGCUUAGUGACUGCUGCUGACAAGGAUCUUGUGGUGUACUCUGUGAUAACAGGGACAAGUACAGAUAAUGAAGACAGAAAAGAAAUAAUAAAGAUACGACGUCUUCCUUCUCAUCGGGAAGCUAUUCACAGUUUGAUUGUUAUUUCUGAUUCCUGCUUUAGCAGUGGUUCUAUUGAUGGAACCAUCAUUCUGUGGACUUCCCAUAACCUUAUUCCUGCUAGGCAAUUCAACACUGUGUCAGAGUAUCAAGGCAUCAGCAAGGGGUUUCCUUUUAGUGUUCAGUCUCUUUUCUGUGUGCAAGAGCGAUAUCUGUUUGCGGCCAUUGGCUCGGGAUUUUGUGUGUUUGACAUGGGCCAGGGCAGAGAACGUCUUUUGAUAAGGAUGUUGGCAGCUCAUCAUUCCAAGAUUAGUCACCUUGGCUUUGCAUGUGAGGGUCGGUAUUUAGUCACUUGCUCAGAAGAUGGAUCAAUUCGCAUUUGGGGAAGACCUCCUCUAUAUGGAGAUGAUGAUGAAAAGGAGCAUUUGCCUCAAAGUCCAAUGGAACAGUUUACAGGAAUGAGUAUGGCUGAACUCCAGAAUGUUGGUGACAGCUUAUGGUCUCCACAUUUGCUGGGUGAAUGUCUUGGCCAUGCAAGUGCAGUACAGAGUUUUUUGGACUAUGACCAUGAGGGUCUGGUAUCUUGUGGUGCUGAUGGCCUGGUGAUUGUGUGGAAGAAUUCAGAGAUGCAGAAAGUACGUCGUAACCAAAUGGUGCAAGAUAUUAUCUUGAACUAUGAUGCUAUAGUGUAGCUCAGUCAUUCCAGCUGUCACUUUGACGUUGUACGGUAUAUGAAGUGAUGCAUCAUCUUUAUAAGUAUUCAAACAAGUCUUCAUUUACUUUGGAGGCUUCUAAAAUUGGACUAACCAUAGGUAUAUUCUCUGGCAACAUGAAGACAGAGUCUAACAAGGAGAGUGUGCUGUGUAAAUGUUGGUAUUUGAGAACUGUAGAAAAUGUAUUUUUUACUCUUAUUAAAGUUUACCAAAUGUGCAUUGGUCAAGUUACUACCGCUCCUGUUAAUGACCUGAAAUAAAUCCUGACCAGUGACACAGGACACGCUAGACUGAACACACGCCAGCGGGUCAAAGAUUUUGAGUACAUGUUGACUCCUUCACUCGGUCCAAGAUCAAAGAGUGACCAGGGACACCUCACAGGAAGGAAGAGGCAAAUAAGCCCCAGACUAAGGGAAACUCUAGAUCAUGACUUUGCAAGCGAGCGAGUGGAAGCCUAUCUUGAGGAGACAUAAAAGGCUGUUGUUUGCUGGACUGAGGGCCUGCAUACUCGAGACUAAAUGUGCACCAGGACAAGAUUGGACUUGUUGUCCCGUGCUUAUAAAAAUGGAAUUAUAGAAAUUAUUGACUGCGCCUGAACUGUGGAGAACAGUAUAUGUAUAUGUGUGUGAACUGUGUGUAGUUACUUUGAACUGUGAAAUAUUGUCUUUCGUCUCCUUGAAAAUGAAAGAUUGUCAACAAUUGAGAAGUAGCAGAUUAUACAAAGGAAUUCAUUAACGCAAAAGAUUCAAAGCAAUCAUUCAAAUCAAAAGUAAAGCUAUAAAAUCAUAAAGUUAAAGUUAAAUGUAACUGAAAAAGAUAUCUGGUUGGUUUUUCCCCAUGUAUAGAUAAAUUAAGUUCUCCUGCCCUGUUGAAACUCAAAGCAAUAAGUGUUUGUGACCAACCUGUUGUCUGCUGUUGAUACAAUGUGUAUUGAUGGAAACAACAUUAGGCGGCGAUUUAAGAGCAAAAUGAGACGGCAUGGGAGGAGGAAGGUAAAGAUGUUUAUGGCACAAGACAGUUUCUACUUGACAGUAUUAUAGUCCUUAACUACAAGGUGUAGAUUUAUGAGAGAUCUGUUGAAAGUAUUGAAGAGCUGAGGAGCGCCACACCCAAGUUAAUUAUGGAAUGACUACUAUUGCAGUUGAUGCGCGUGUGUCUGUGUGUGUGUGCCGAGAGACUCGUGUGUUUCUCUUUCUCCCCCAACCACAUAGGCCUUCGUCCUGCAAAAUAUUUAAGAUAGUUAUUUUUCUAGUGGCUUCACUCCUUUUUGCAAGUGCUGUUAGCAUUCAGAAUAUUUUGGGGCUGGAUGUCAACAGUGUUUUCAUUGUAUACUUAGUACUAUAGUCUGCCUAAAAUGAACUCAAUUAAAUCUUCUUUGCAGUCGAAAA
This is a messenger RNA of Pomacea canaliculata, 2844 nucleotides long. RefSeq names its product WD repeat-containing protein 41-like. Lineage: Eukaryota; Metazoa; Mollusca; Gastropoda; Architaenioglossa; Ampullariidae. Gene Ontology annotation, biological process: regulation of autophagy. Gene Ontology annotation, cellular component: lysosomal membrane. The transcript is spliced from 14 exons. Gene Ontology annotation, molecular function: protein binding. The record is from RefSeq and is a predicted model, not a curated record. Bases 86 to 1435 code for a protein of 449 amino acids.